GUUGUUUACGAUUCAAAGUCUAAAAGUCCUAUGAUCCGAUUCAAAGUAUCAGCCAAGAAAGAGGCUAUCGGAAAUGGCUUCAGGUGAUAAAACCCUAGAUGAAGCUACUUCGUCUUCGUCUUCGUCUUCUCCAUCGCCAUCUUCAUCCGAGAAUUGGAAGGGGCGAAUUCUUAUCCCUACUUUCCUUGCAGGGAUUGCUGGUGGAGGAGUUGGAUUGGUAUCAAAGCAUCGCAAAGUUCACGGCCUCGCUAACAUUUCCGCCACUUAUGCCACUAACUUUGCCAUUGUCACUGGCUGCUAUUGCGGUGCUCGUGAGUUUGUUAGAAGAAGUAGAAAUUCACAACCGGACGAUUUACUAAAUUCAGCAAUCGCAGGUUUUGGUAGUGGUGCUGUUCUUGGCCACCUUCAAGGUGGUCAAAUUGCUGCUAUCCGUUACUCGAUCAUAUUUGCUGUUGUGGGAACCACGGUGGAUUUUGCAACUCUUAAACUGAAACCCAAAUUGAAGAGCUUCCAAGAAUCUGUCCUAGGAAACAGUGGAGGUUCACAGAAGAAUGGUGGUGGGUUGAGAUUGCCAGAGUGGUCUCCCAUUCAAGUCCUUGAUGAAGAAGCCCUUGCAGCAAAACGUGCUCGGGAACAACAGUUGAAUGCGCACAGAAAUGUUAAUUUGAUCAAAGAAGAAACUUGAGAAUACUUAUUCUGUAUCCAAACUUUGAUGUGGUCUCUUUGGUUCUCAUUAGUGGCGUGGUUUCAGUACACUAAAUAGUAAAUCAGGAUAAUGUCUUGUAUUCUGGCAUUCCUUUUUCCUCUCCAUGUUGAUCCAUGCUCCAUACAUGCAAUUUUUUUGUGUAUUCUGAGACGACGCAAGUGUUUACCUGUUGCUUUGUCCAGUUAAAUACUGCCCAAUUCUAUAAGAAUUUGUUGGCUACCAGAUAUUUAUUUGGUUGGUGAUCGUGAUUGCUUUUGUAAGGCUGUAAAAUUUCAGCAGGUUGAAAUGAUAAUGGACG
Ilex paraguariensis (yerba mate) is the source of this 1004-nucleotide messenger RNA. The record is from the annotation of a GenBank genome assembly. Lineage: Eukaryota; Viridiplantae; Streptophyta; Magnoliopsida; Aquifoliales; Aquifoliaceae.